CCCGCCCCCACCCCACGUGGGUGGAGGUUUCCAGAAGCGGAGCCACCACCUCGCCGCGCAGCUCGGGGCCUGUGGAGUGCUGGUUUGCUGCCUUGUAACCCUGUGUCCAUCCGCCAUGAUAAGUGCCAGCAGAGCCGUAGCCGUGCGUCUCAUGGGCGCCACAGCCUUCCGGGGCCCCGCGGCCGCUCGUCACCAGGAUAGCUGGAAUGGCCUUAGUCAUGAGGCCUUUAGAUUUGUUUCAAGGAGGGAUUAUGCAUCAGAGGCAAUCAAGGGUGCAGUUGUUGGUAUUGAUUUAGGUACUACCAACUCCUGUGUGGCCAUUAUGGAGGGCAAACAAGCAAAGGUUCUGGAGAAUGCUGAAGGUGCUAGAACCACCCCUUCCGUUGUUGCCUUUACAGCAGAUGGAGAACGGCUUGUUGGCAUGCCAGCUAAGCGACAGGCUGUCACCAACCCAAAUAAUACAUUCUAUGCUACUAAGCGUCUCAUUGGCCGCCGCUAUGAUGAUCCUGAAGUACAGAAAGACACGAAGAAUGUUCCCUUUAAAAUUGUCCGUGCCUCCAAUGGUGAUGCCUGGGUUGAGGCACAUGGAAAACUCUAUUCCCCCAGUCAGAUUGGGGCAUUUGUGUUAAUGAAGAUGAAAGAAACUGCGGAAAAUUACUUGGGUCACACAGCAAAAAAUGCUGUGAUCACAGUCCCUGCGUAUUUCAAUGACUCACAGAGACAGGCCACUAAGGAUGCUGGCCAAAUAUCUGGGCUAAAUGUGCUUCGAGUGAUUAAUGAACCCACAGCUGCUGCUCUGGCCUAUGGUCUAGACAAAUCUGAAGAUAAAAUCAUUGCUGUAUAUGAUUUAGGUGGUGGAACUUUUGAUAUUUCUAUCCUGGAAAUUCAGAAAGGAGUAUUUGAGGUGAAAUCCACCAAUGGAGACACUUUCUUAGGAGGUGAAGACUUUGACCAGGCCUUGUUGCGGCACAUUGUAAAGGAAUUCAAGAGAGAGACAGGGGUUGAUUUGACCAAAGACAACAUGGCACUUCAGAGGGUGCGGGAAGCUGCUGAGAAGGCUAAAUGUGAACUCUCCUCAUCUGUGCAGGUUCAGCAGACUGUGCAAGAUCUUUUUGGCAGAGCCCCAAGUAAGGCUGUCAAUCCCGAUGAGGCUGUAGCAAUUGGAGCCGCCAUUCAGGGAGGUGUGUUGGCUGGUGAUGUCACAGAUGUGCUGCUCCUGGAUGUCACUCCCCUGUCUCUGGGUAUUGAGACUCUGGGAGGUGUCUUUACCAAACUCAUUAAUAGGAAUACUACUAUUCCAACCAAAAAGAGCCAGGUGUUUUCUACAGCUGCUGAUGGACAGACUCAAGUAGAAAUUAAAGUGUGUCAAGGUGAGAGAGAGAUGGCUGGAGACAACAAACUUCUUGGACAGUUUACUUUGAUUGGGAUUCCCCCAGCCCCUCGUGGAGUCCCUCAGAUUGAAGUUACAUUUGACAUUGAUGCAAAUGGAAUCGUGCAUGUUUCUGCCAAAGAUAAAGGCACAGGACGUGAACAGCAGAUUGUAAUCCAGUCUUCUGGUGGAUUAAGCAAAGAUGAUAUUGAAAAUAUGGUUAAAAAUGCAGAGAAGUAUGCUGAGGAGGACCGGAGAAAGAAGGAACGUGUUGAGGCAGUUAAUAUGGCUGAAGGAAUUAUUCAUGACACAGAAACCAAGAUGGAAGAAUUCAAGGACCAGUUGCCUGCUGAUGAGUGCAACAAGCUAAGAGAAGAGAUUUCCAAAAUGAGAGAACUCUUGGCUCGAAAAGACAGUGAAACGGGAGAAAACAUUAGGCAGGCAGCAUCUUCCCUUCAGCAGGCAUCACUGAAGCUCUUUGAAAUGGCAUAUAAAAAGAUGGCAUCUGAGCGAGAAGGCUCUGGAAGUUCUGGCACUGGAGACCAGAAGGAAGAUCAGAAGGAGGAGAAACAGUAAUAGUAGCAAUGCGUUUUGGAGCCAAAAGGACAACAUAUACUAUGAAGCUUGGGAGUGAAGGGACUUCCUGAGCAGAACGGGGCAAACUUCAGUCUUUUUACUGUGUUUUUGCAGUAUUCUAUAUAUAAUUUCCUCCAUAUGUAAAUUUAGUGACAAUUUUAGCUAACACAUUUAAUGGGCAAUGAAUCCAGUAGUAGCAAGUUCACAAAAUUCUGUCCCUAGCCUGUUUAUUUUUCAGCUGCAUGUGGUUGGGGGUGGGGGGCUAUUCAUCAAUCAUUAUAAAGGUGUAUCACUGGUUUGUGCUGAAAUGGCCGUAUUUUCAAGGUGUGUGAAACUCUUUACACACACAGUGCAGGUAGUCUGCCAUGGACCUUGAAUGAGAUUGGAGGUGAACCUUCACUGGCCAAAAAUAGAAAUAAUGACCUUUAUGUUCAUGGGAUUGGAGGCCUUGCAAGUCAGGCUAGCUACCUUGCCAUGUUUUGUAAGUUAAUCGAUAACAGCUGUGUUAGGAGUAGCUUUUAAAAUAAAGUCAUUUCAUGGUCCUAAGGCAUCUGUUUCUAGCUAGCUACCCUCUUAGCCUGUGUCUGGCAUCUACGUCCUUGAUGAUUGUUCUUUUUCGUCCAUUCUGGAUUUUUUUUUAAAAAAAAAUAAAAAUAUAGAAAGCA
Messenger RNA from Nannospalax galili (Upper Galilee mountains blind mole rat), 2610 nucleotides. RefSeq names its product heat shock protein family A (Hsp70) member 9 (gene Hspa9). NCBI's taxonomy places the organism in Eukaryota, Metazoa, Chordata, Mammalia, Rodentia, Spalacidae. Gene Ontology annotation, cellular component: cytoplasm; mitochondrion. The record is from RefSeq and is a predicted model, not a curated record. Gene Ontology annotation, biological process: protein refolding; cellular response to unfolded protein. Gene Ontology annotation, molecular function: ATP-dependent protein folding chaperone; heat shock protein binding; ATP binding.